Molecule: messenger RNA, 2595 nt
Organism: Maylandia zebra (zebra mbuna)
Lineage: Eukaryota; Metazoa; Chordata; Actinopteri; Cichliformes; Cichlidae
Gene: cry5
Product: cryptochrome circadian regulator 5
Biological process (GO): circadian regulation of gene expression; entrainment of circadian clock by photoperiod
Cellular component (GO): cytoplasm; nucleus
Molecular function (GO): deoxyribodipyrimidine photo-lyase activity; DNA binding; FAD binding
Source: RefSeq, a predicted model, not a curated record
CACUCUGAAUGUGAUUGUUACCAAACACUGAUUUUUUCUACAGCAGUUGAUCUGAAUCGCGCAAAGUUGAAAAGCCCUAAGAAGGUAUGGCUCACACGUGUAUUCACUGGUUCCGCAAGGGACUCAGGUUGCAUGACAACCCAGCUUUGAUGGCUGCUCUCAAGGACUGUAAGCAGCUGUACCCUGUGUUCAUACUGGACCCUUACCUCCACAACAACGCGUGUGUGGGUAUCAACCGCUGGAGGUUCCUCAUUGGAGCGCUGAAGGACCUUGACGGAAGCCUCAGGAAGCUCAACUCUAGGCUGUUUGUUGUGAGAGGGAAGCCAGAAGAUGUGCUCCCCAAGUUAUUCACCAAGUGGAAAGUAACCAGGCUGACCUAUGAGUAUGACACAGAGCCCUACAGCCUGCAGCGCGACAGCAAAGUGACGUCACUGGCCAAAGAACGUGGAGUUGAAGUCAUCUACAAAGUCUCACACACUCUUUAUAAUAUUGAAAGAAUAAUUGAGGAAAAUAAUGGAAAACCCCCACUUACCUAUACCAAGUUGCAAGCAAUAGCGAAGACGAUUGGUCCCCCUAAGAGACCAAUCCCUGCUCCAACCAUGGACGAUAUGAAAGAUGUAAAGACACCAUCCUCAGAAAACCACGAGAAGGAAUAUGGGAUUCCUACACUGGAGGAGCUCGGCCUGGACACUGCUCCUCUUGGAGAGGAUCUGUUUCCAGGAGGAGAACAGGAGGCUCUCAGGAGACUAGAUGAACAUAUGAAAAGAACGAAAUGGGUCUGCACCUUUGAGAAGCCACAGACUUCUCCAAACUCUUUGAGCCCCAGUACAACUGUUCUCAGUCCCUAUGUCACCUUUGGAUGCUUAUCAGUCAGAACCUUCUGGUGGAGACUCACAGAGGUGUAUAGAGGGAAUAAACACUCAGAUCCUCCAGUUUCUCUGCAUGGCCAGUUACUCUGGAGAGAGUUCUUCUACACAGCCAGUUUGGGCAUUCCUAGCUUUAACAAGAUGGAGGGUAACAGCGUGUGUACUCAGGUGGACUGGGACACAAACACUGAUUAUCUAGCUGCUUGGAGAGAGGCUCGGACUGGUUACCCCUUCAUUGAUGCUAUCAUGACUCAGCUCAGGCAAGAGGGCUGGAUCCACCACCUGGCCAGACAUGCUGUUGCUUGUUUCCUUACUAGGGGAGACCUCUGGAUCAGCUGGGAAGAAGGGCAGAAGGUGUUUGAGCAGCUUUUAUUAGAUGGCGACUGGGCUUUGAAUGCUGGAAAUUGGCAGUGGCUAUCAGCGAGCACCUUCUUCCACCAGUAUUUUAGGGUUUACUCUCCAGUGGCCUUCGGGAAGAAGACAGACAAAAAUGGAGACUACAUCAGGAAGUACCUCCCUCUUCUGAAGAAGUUCCCAGCAGAAUAUAUCUAUGAACCUUGGAAAGCUCCACGCAGUAUCCAGCAGGCAGCAGGAUGUAUUGUGGGUAAAGACUACCCACAUCCCAUUGUACAGCACGAAGUGAUCAGCAAGAAAAAUAUUCAGAGGAUGAAACUUGCUUAUGCCAAGAGAUCCCCAGAGUCACCUAGCAAAAGCAAAGGUGUAAAGCGGAAGGCUCCAUCCAUUGAAAUUAUCAAGAAGAAAGCAAAAGUAAAGUAAUUAGAAAUCAUGUUCACGUUUUGGUAUCUUUCCAGUACUUUAGUUUUAUCUCAGUCCACAGUUUUCUAUAUUGUGUUUUUAUUGGGAUUUUCAUUGGUUAUUUUUUUAUAUCAUUAUUAUUGUUACUUUUUAUGUUGUAUUUAUGUCAGUGUUUAAAAGUCCCUCUUGGAUUUAAAAAAGGUCAGGUGAGAGACUGCACAGAGAUUAGGUCAUGUUUUCUAAAGGUUAAUAACCUUGUGUCAAAUUGUUAUUAUGUUACAUAGGGAAAAAAAUAAGCAGGUCUGAAUGUCUCCAUGUUAGAAGGGUGUAAAAAUAGACUUAAGUUAAAAAACAAAAUUAAUGCAGACAGUAAAUAUGGUAGAUAUGCAUUAACUUUAAUGGUUCGGUCAGUUCGCCCACCAUACAAUUCAAGGAGCACAUCAGAAAAUAGUACAUUAAUUAUAGACAAUGAAAGAAUGGUUCUAAAAAAAUAGAAAAUCAAGAAAAGUGGAAAAUUUAAAGUUUUAAAUCUUGGAUAAGAUAAUCCAACAUCUCAGUUUGAUUGACAUCAGACAUCAAUUGUAUUGUGUCAGUUUGUUGACAUUUGCAAACAAACUGACACAAUUUACACAUGAUUUGUUUAUGAGUCAGAUUGUAUCACUGUCAAAUAAGAUUCUUGUUAUAUUAAUAAUAAGCAUACACUUCUGUCUUCUAUCUGCUGCCAUUAAAAUAAAAAAAUCUUACACUUAGAACUUGGACGUGACUACACAGAGGAUUGUGUCCAAUCGUACAGCUGUCUCAUAUACUCAAAACUAAGACAACUGUUUAGGUGAAAUGAUCUUUUCAGCUCAUUUUAUCAGCUUGCAAAGUUUUAUGUCAUUUCCAUAUCAUUCAAAAUUGUUGCUCUUUAAUAAAAUGUCAAAAUGGAAAAUUAAUAUUGUGUCUUAACUAAUAAAAUGUGUGGGUCCUAAAA